AGCAACUUCUCCUCACCAAAGUCCCCGGUUCCUGUUGGGCUGCCAAGUACAACGACCAGCUACCCCCGUGCUGCUGUACCGCACACAGUACUCGGAUUCAGCGUCCCCCGCUUUAGCCGACGCCAUCCUCGCGACUUGUGCUAGCUCGGCAGCCCAGAGGUCUCCAAGUUCCUAACUAGCGGCUAUUCCUCGCCAAGGCUGGUCCACGCUAUUGCAGCCCACGCAAGCGGGGGCGCGCUGCCCGAGGCAAUGGAACCUUUUCGUGACAUUUCCGACAGUGGCAGCCAGGGGCCAUAUGCUCCAGAGCAAGCAUUGGGCAGCACAACACCGUCCUGGACGCAGGCCCAAGGCGGGCCCGGCCGACUCCAAGACCCCGGCGAGCCCCUGCCGAUCCCGCUCGACUUCAACGUCUACAGCGAGAGCGCGACGGACGGGACGACGUACUACAUCGGUCCGCACCGCAACGCGGUCGUGUGCGCCGUGGUCGACAAGAUGUACAGCAUCAAGGAGCAGCCGGGCCCGUUCCUCGUCGUGCACGCGGGCCUGGACAAGCGCAGCACGCCCGUGCUCGGCAGCGCGACGAGCAACUUUGUGUCAGCUGCCAGGAGCCAGUGGUCGCGGGAGCCCAACUUUGCCAUCAGGUUCGACGACUACAUCAUCAGGGUGAUGAAUCGGGGAGGAAGUCCUGACCACACCGGCCUGGGCACUGAAGAGGGCCAGGGCCAGUCUGUCAUCACGGAGAGGCUGCUGGCCGUGAACAGGGGUUCCAGGCACCGGCCUGUGAUGGUCAUGUGCUUCGGCAUGGAUAUGAUGAUGACGAUGCCCACACAAGAGCUGGGCGAUGCCUUUGCAGAGACAAACCACCACGACAGCACAAGGCAGGAGUUUGAGUGGCACGAGGCAGAGAGCGCCGAGAUCCUGAAGCUCGGUGGCAGGCCAUCCGGCUGGAGGCUGGUAGCGGCAGGCGAUGCUUCGCAAACGCUCGCGGUGUGUACGCGCAUCUCACGCAGCCUGACCAAGUUCUUCCGGUUUGCAUUUGUUGGUCGGGGGGUCGCCAUGGCUCACGAGGAUCAUGCGUGGGAGGUCAUGGCGGUGCUAACCGGCAUGACGGUGUGGCAUCGUCGCCUGGAGAUUGAUCAUAGCAGAGGCUGAUUGUGUGGUAUAUUGAGAGCAUAUCCACGGCGCAAGAAAUGUGGAAUGUUCUUGGAACGCAAUCUCUCCUGCAGCAUUUGCGUUGAUACACGAAAUAAGACAACUAUAUUAUCAAGUAG
This is a messenger RNA of Microdochium trichocladiopsis, 1271 nucleotides long. RefSeq lists its product as uncharacterized. Lineage: Eukaryota; Fungi; Ascomycota; Sordariomycetes; Xylariales; Microdochiaceae. The coding region runs from base 250 to 1152 and encodes 300 amino acids. The record is from RefSeq and is a predicted model, not a curated record. The transcript has a single exon.